CCUCGUCUCCCGGGUGACCAAACGGUCGCCUGCCGAUUUGAAGAGGCGCGGAGUUGGGGGAGGGGGAUGGAAAAAAAAACAUGAGGCGCAAAAGAAACAAAACAGCGAUCGGUGAAUGAAUAAUCUAGUCUAGCGUGAAGAAGAAAAUAAUGUGACAGAGAUGCAGAGGAAAAAUAAACAGCAAAAAAAUUGAAAAGUGGUGAGGGGCGACAGUCAGGAGCGACCGGAUCUGCCGUCAGAUGUACCGCAGCCGGUCAGUGGUUUCACUGUGCACCCACUGUAGGCCGCAGAUCGACAAACACAGAGGCCUGCAUACAUCCCCCUACACUCAUACACAGGCCUUACGGAUAACAUUACUCUUCGCAGGAGCAGGAAGAGCCGCAGUGACGCCGACCAGGGGCCAGCAGCAUCGUUAUUGCGUUUUACCCUGAAUGGGACGACUGCCUGUGAGUUCAACUUUGUGCAGCACAAACAGAUUGAUUUUUCGUUGGUCCCGGGAUAUACCUACAAGGUCUUUCGAACUCUGCACAGAGUGAAAAUGGAUGAGCAAAGUGUUGAAAGUAUUGCAGAGGUGUUCAGGUGCUUUAUUUGUAUGGAGAAGUUGCGUGAUGCCCGGCUGUGUCCACAUUGUUCAAAGCUUUGUUGCUUCAGUUGCAUAAGGCGCUGGUUAACAGAGCAGAGAGCCCAGUGUCCACAUUGCAGGGCACCUCUUCAGUUACGAGAGCUUGUGAACUGUCGCUGGGCAGAGGAAGUCACGCAACAACUGGACACACUUCAACUAUGUAAUCUCAGUAAGCAUGAGGAGAAUGACAAAGACAAGUGUGACAGUCACCAUGAGAAGCUGAGUGUAUUCUGUUGGACAUGUAAGAAGUGCAUCUGCCACCAAUGUGCACUUUGGGGUGGAAUGCAUGGGGGCCACACAUUCAAACCUUUGGCUGAGAUUUAUGAACAGCACGUUACAAAAGUUAAUGAUGAGGUGGCAAAACUGCGUCGUCGAUUGAUGGAACUAAUCAGUUUGGUGCAAGAAGUGGAAAGAAAUGUGGAAGCCGUACGCAGUGCAAAGGACGAACGUGUCAGAGAGAUUAGGAAUGCUGUGGAAAUGAUGAUUGCGAGACUGGACACACAUCUAAAAAAUAAACUUAUAACUUUAAUGGGUCAGAAAACAUCGUUGACUCAGGAAACCGAGCUACUUGAGUCACUGCUACAGGAAGUAGAACAUCAGCUGCGAUCCUGCAGUAAAAGUGAGUUAAUUCUGAAAAGUCAAGAAAUCCUGCUGAUGUUCCAACAAGUCCAUCGUAAACCCAUGGCUUCAUUUGUCACAACACCUGUCCCACCAGACUUCACCAGUGAGCUGGUUCCUGCUUAUGAUUUCAGUACAUUUGUCCUGUCAAAUUUCAGCACUUUGCGUCAGCGUGCAGACCCAGUGUACAGUCCGCCUCUGCAAGUAUCUGGGCUUUGCUGGAGACUGAAGGUUUACCCGGAUGGAAAUGGAGUUGUGCGAGGAAAUUACCUGUCAGUGUUUCUGGAACUCUCUGCAGGACUCCCUGAAACAUCAAAGUAUGAGUACCGCGUAGAGAUGGUUCAUCAAGCCUCUAAUGAUCCAACAAAAAACAUUAUUCGAGAGUUUGCUUCUGAUUUUGAGGUUGGAGAAUGCUGGGGUUACAAUCGUUUCUUUCGAUUGGACCUUCUUGCCAGUGAGGGCUACCUGAAUAUGCAGAGUGAUACGUUGGUGCUCAGGUACCAGGUACGUGCUCCUACAUUCUUCCAGAAGUGUCGUGACCAAAAUUGGUACAUCAGCCAACUUGAGGUGGCUCAGACAGGGUACAUUCAGCAAGUCAACAAUCUUAAAGAGCGAUUGGCCAUUGAACUUUCACGUAACAGGACAGCACAAAGUUUGUCGCCACCUGAUACACGCUUGAGUCCACAAACCAGUGAUUGCUCAGACACAAGGACAAAAAAGCUUGUUCAUAAUGAAGAUCUACCAGCAGAGGGAGCAUGUUCAGUAUUGGCUAUCAACCAGGCGAAAGAGGAGGAUGAAGAGGACAAGACAGUGCAGGAUGAUUCCAAUCAUGAUCUUUCCGAUGGUGAUUUGGACAUAGAAUGCCUCACUGUGGACGAUGAAUUGAUCCAACUUGACGGCAGCAGCUCAUCUGCUAGUUCCACAGCAACCAGUAAUACAGAGGAAAAUGACAUUGAUGAGGAGACUAUGUCUGGAGAGAACGAUGUUGAAUACAGCAACAAUAUGGACCUGGAGGAAGGAGAGUUGGACGAUUCAGCUGGAGCUUCUGGAGGGCUGAGCAACCGGAGUAGGUCCUCAAGACGGGGCAUGGGCAGUCUGUCAUCUGCAGCCAGCAGCAGUCUGCUUGACAUUGACCCAGUCAUUCUCAUACAGCUGUUGGACCUGAAAGACCGGAGCUGCAUGGAAAACUUGUGGGGCCUUCAACCACGCCCACCAGCUUCCCUCCUGCACUCUGCAGCUCAAUGUCGGAAAGAUCGUGAGCAGCGGAGACAGCAGACUGUGCGCCGAUCGCCUCCUAAUUCCGGUGUUCUGAAGAGAUUGAAGGCCCAAAUGGCUGAGGUCAGGAGCAAAAUGUCUGAAGUCAAAAGCCAGAUGUCUGAGGCAAGAAGUAACACGGUAUCGUGUGCUGAUUUGGGGGUGAACUGCACCACUCAUGCAGGAGACCAAGGGCCAUCAGUGACAUGUGGAAUUGACAACAUCCGUAGAAAUGAAUCUGGACUGGAUCUCCUUUCCAAUUACAUAACAUUUGCAUCUACAAAGAAGUGUGGAUCUCCAAAGCAUAGUCGCCCAGGUUCAGGGACCAGUUUCUCUCUCCGUAGAGCUCUGGAAUGCGGGGAUAAAGAUCUCCACUGCCAAGAGAAUUGUCAACCCAGCACAAUAGGACUAUCAAAGCCAAGCAGUAGACAAGGAUCACCACAUUGUGUAAACAAGACAAAUGACUCGGAAGUCCCGUCAACCUGUAAGGCUGAGGACAGAGCUUUUAUCGUUACUGCAUCUGACCAAUUUUGUAACACUGCACUGAAUGGAUUGGCAGCACUUGAAAUGACACGUAAAGUUGCCACUUUAGGGUCAGUACCCCAGUGCUGUUUAACAGAUAACCAACGUUCUGAUUCAGAUAAUGCAAGCACUGCAGGAACACGUGCGUCACCUCUUGAGGGUAUGUCGGGUAGGCCAGAAGAAGUUGCAUUGCUUCAGAAAAAGGCCCUUCAUUUGCUGCCCGGUAUGAGCAGUGACAGUGAGAGUGAAUGUGAAACUGAGAUUGAGGAGCAAGAAGGGAACAUGUCCACAGAGCUUGCGACUCAUAACCUCACUAUGCAGAGUUCUGGAGAAGCAGGUGAUUUGAGCAAUUCUGGAAACACCAAUUUUGUCAAUGGAGAUGCAAAAGAGUAAUCACAAGGACCUUGUCCAUGGAAGGCAUUUUUAUCCAAAUUUCGAUGAAAGUGUGAAAAUGAUUGCUAAAGGAAUAUGUCCAUCUUUAAUUAGGAUAAAGGAAAUAACCUGUAACAUCCCAUGUGAAGCUAACGCUUGCCUGUUACUCAUGCACUACACCAGCUGCAUGUUGCAGCAAGAUCCCAGUAAACCUUUGCACUUAUGGAUUUGUCUUUUCUGUCUUACCAUCAGUGAGUUGGAAUUAGUUACACAACCAUUCAGUAGGCAUUCAAAAUUCUUGUUGAAUGGUGCCUUCAGAGCUGGUGCGGACUGUUCUAGACUGCACUUCUUAUUCACAAGCCUGCAUGUAACAUUCUUUCCAGAAUGUAUUUCAGGAUUUAGACUGCAUCUUCGGGGGGUGGGGGGAAAAGUUGACUAUUAAACAAUGAGAGUGCGUUGGAAUGAUUUGCUUGUAAGUACAGUUGCCAAGUGAAGUGGGAGGUGGUGAGGUUCUUUUAACGGAAGCUAUUUUACAAGCAGCAACCAGCUGCUGGUUAGGUGCGUCUUAAACUGAACUGUCAUUUUUGGAGCAGCCCAGCAGGUGAAUAGAGCUAUUAAUAUCCUGUGCACUGGGUUAUUGGUGUCUCACUGCCGUGGGCUCUCACCUAGCUGAGCUUGUGAGCAGCCCAUUCUAAGUAUUCAUCUUAAGCAAGUCAGAACAACCUUUCUCAAGUGAUCUGCUUAGUAACUUUCAUAAAAUUGAUGUUUCUUCAACUCUUUCUAGAUGAGAGGGUCGGUGUUUCUUGCCGAACAAUUUCUUUCUGCCCCUAAUUCCCAUUAUUUAGCCAGAACAACGGGCAGGCAACUGUCUGCUGGACCUUUUGUCUCAUUAUUGGCAGAAAAUGAGCUCUACUCCCCGGGACACAUCUGGCCUUUCCUCAGCAGAGUGCAUGGCUGAAGGGGGAAGGUGCAGUGCUGAAACCCUCGGGUGCCUUUGGGGAGUGUCUCUUUUAAGUAGUCAGACCACAGUCUGUCAACUGAUAGUUAUAAGAUUGUAAAAUAUCCCACUCAGACCAAAAAUUAAUAAACUAAUUGAAUAAAACAAUAGGUAGGCAUUACUGGCUGAUAUAAAGUGACUCUGUCUGCAUGCUGUGAUUCAAAGACCAUAUUAGAUUCAUUAUGAGAGACGUUCACAGCGAAGUGUUGCAUUUUCCCUGUCUCUGAUGCAGUGAACACAGAAUAGAAUGAUACAUUACACAACAACUACUUUGCUCAACACUUGUAAAUUUGAUCCGUUCAUGUCUUUAUACUUGCUUUUACCGCAAAAUUACCUGAAUGUUGUGUCUUUGCUGUGAUUAAUUACUGUUAAGUGCCUGUGUUCUAACUGGCCAUAUUUAACUGCUAGCCCAUUGCUCCUCUACAUAAUAACAUCACAUUGUAGCUCCGAUUGCUGUAGGCUGCAGUUACUUGUUCCAUUAUCUUCAUUGUUGACGCAGUUAGGAUUGUAGAUUUCUAACCCUGCUGCAUGGUGUCCAACAUAUUUGUGAUCAAAAGUUCUCCUCCAGUUUGGCAGCAUUGUACCCUGGUUCGGAUUGCUGAACACGUCCAAAUUUUGUUGAAGGAAAUUCUGGAGAAUCGUUCAGUGGUCUGCUGGUUAUAAGUGUUACAUGACCAAUGAACUCCAGAUUUCUUCAGAACUAAAAUUUAACAAACUGUAUCAAAGUUGGGAAUGCUUUAGUCACUUUGCAAGAUUAUUUGUGUCUGACUAUUGAUUAUAAUUUCUAGGUCAAGGAUAAAACUAAGAUUCCAACAAUUGCUUUCAAAUGAAUUUAUUUCCCAACUAAGCACCAUGUUGUUUAUUUAUUUCUAUCUCCUGCUUUGGCGCAGCAAUUCUGUAUGAUUGCAAUUUGCUUUUCUUAUAGUAGGCCCAACAGGCAAUCAUUUUGUAGAUUUCCUUUUUGUUAUGUAGAUGUACCUCAGUAGUGCAAAUCACUGUCUUCCUCUGGGAAUUCUCAAAGCUGCUGGUUAAAGAGCUGGUGCCUUUCUGUUGAGAGAACCCUUUACAUAAAUUCUGAGAUGUUAUAUGUGUGUUAAAUGUCUCCUCUACCGCCAUCUUUUAUUCAUAAUAGCAGCACUUAGGAAUUGUAUCAUUGGUUUGUUCUGUCAGUGUGAGGAGCACCUGUUGUAUAUUUCCCCCAGUGUCACUGCCCUCCCCUUUAAUUGUACCAAAAUUAAACAUUCCAUGUUGCUGAAAAUGAAAUAAUGGUUGCUGAAUAAAUAGGUAUUUCUGGUAUUUUUACUGGCUCCGUUGACAUGUAUGACUCCGCUUCCCUUUUCACUGACCUGCUGAAAUGUGGAGAGAUUUUAUUUUUAAAUUUGCUUCUGCUGCUUGGAGUUUUUCUCUUGGAUGGCAAUAAGUUGCAUGUCUAAUGACUGAGACAAUGUGCUGUGAAUCCAGGUCUCUCUCCUGUAAUUCUGCUUACACCGCUGCAGCCAGUUGUCGCCGCCACCACUUCCAACCCCUCCCCCGCUCUCCAAAAGAAAAAACAGUUCCAUUCUGCCAAUAGUAUAUUUAACUCUGAACAUUUCAUUUUUUUUUAAAAGAUGCAUUUUGGGGCCUUAGUUUCUGUGCAUUAUUUUUGUGCUGUGUUUUUUGGGGAGGUUCCUACUGAGGGAACUCAGUUUGAGCAACAGCUCCUUUGUAAAGCAUUGCUAGUGGCCUAACCUGUGUAGUAGGAAGCUGAUUGCUGAUGUACAGUCCUGAAUACUGUUUCUGAGAUGCAUGGUGAAAUCCAGAAUGUGAUGUGUCUUGUACUGUGAAAUACUGUUUAGAAAAUCCACGGUUUUUCUGUAAUGUAUAUUGUGUUUGCUUUUUAAAUACUGUCUCCAUUGUGUUUACAUGAUCACAUUUCAGCACUUUUUAGUUAAUAAAACUGAAAGAUAUUAA
Stegostoma tigrinum is the source of this 6335-nucleotide messenger RNA. It is a transcript of the gene trim37, whose product is annotated as tripartite motif containing 37. The transcript is spliced from 26 exons. The record is from RefSeq and is a predicted model, not a curated record. Gene Ontology annotation, molecular function: ubiquitin protein ligase binding; zinc ion binding; tumor necrosis factor receptor binding. Gene Ontology annotation, cellular component: peroxisome; aggresome. NCBI's taxonomy places the organism in Eukaryota, Metazoa, Chordata, Chondrichthyes, Orectolobiformes, Stegostomatidae. The coding region runs from base 539 to 3409 and encodes 956 amino acids. Gene Ontology annotation, biological process: protein autoubiquitination; negative regulation of centriole replication.